Molecule: messenger RNA, 3251 nt
Organism: Microtus ochrogaster (prairie vole)
Lineage: Eukaryota; Metazoa; Chordata; Mammalia; Rodentia; Cricetidae
Gene: Senp2
Product: SUMO specific peptidase 2
Biological process (GO): proteolysis; protein desumoylation
Cellular component (GO): nucleus
Molecular function (GO): deSUMOylase activity
Source: RefSeq, a predicted model, not a curated record
CGGGGAACGUUGAAUCUGUGGGCCCUCUGAUGGCGUCAUAAUCCCGCGCCUGAACCUGGCUCCGGCUGAAGCGGCGAAGGCGGCAGCGGCGGCGACAGCUCUGGGGUUCGCGUCUCGGGGUGUGUCGGCCGCCGCUGCUGCUCCGGCCUGGUAUGUACAGAUGGCUGGCUAGGGUUCUCGGCACCAUUCUCCGCUUGUGCGAGCGGCCCGCGCCCGGGGCUCGCGCCCUGCUCAAGAGGCGGCGCUCGAGCAGCACUCUGUUUUCUACUACAGUGGACACUGAUGAAAUCCCAGCUAAAAGACCAAGAUUAGAUUGCAUCAUUCACCAAGUGAAAAGCGGUUUCUACAAUGCUGCGAGUUUACUUGGAUUCCCAUGCCAGCUGACCACAAAACCCAUGGUGUCUUCUGCUUGUAAUGGAACACGGAAUGUGGCUCCUGCAGGAGAGGUAUUUUCGAGCUCUUCAUCUUGUGAACUGACGGGUUCUGGAUCCUGCAACAGCAUGCUGAAACUGGGUAAUAAGUCUCCUAAUGGAAUAAGUGACUAUCCAAAGAUCAGAGUGACAGUGACCCGAGAUCAGCCACGUAGAGUCCUGCCUUUUGGUUACACAUUGAAAUCAGAAGGCUAUAAUAGAAGACCAAGUGGUCGUCGCCAUAGCAAAAGCAAUCCAGAGAGUUCCUUAACAUGGAAACCUCAGGAGCAGGGUGUAACAGAGAUGGUUUCGGAAGAGGGUGGCAAGGGUGUGAGGCGUCCCCAUUGCACAGUAGAGGAGGGUGUCCAAAAGGAUGAAAGGGAGAAAUACCGAAAGUUAUUGGAGCGACUUAAAGAAGGUAGUCAUGGAAACACUCUCCCUCCCGUAUCUUCACAUCAUAGUUCUCAGAGAAGUCAGAUGGACACAUUAAAGACCAAAGGCUGGGUGGAGGAGCAGAGUCACGGAGUCAGAACAACCCACUUUGUUCCGAAACAGUACAGAGUUGUUGAAACAAGGGGACCUCUCUGUUCAAUGAGAAGUGAGAAGAGGUACUCAAAAGGGAGAGCUGACACAGAGAAGGUGGCGGGACUCCGAUUUGAAAAAGAAGGUUGUGUGUUGUAUGUCCAAGAGGAACCAAGUCAAUGUUGGAACUCUUUUGGUCAGACAAGGGUUCACCAAUUGGAACCUGAUCUGUCAGAAGAAGUGUCUGCUCGGCUGCGCCUUGGAAGUGGGAGCAAUGGCUUACUCAGGAGAAAAGUGUCCGUGCUUGAAGCGAAGGAAAAGAACUUGCCGAGCCGAGAAAAGGAGAGAAGAUCAGAUCUCUUUGAGCUUACAGAGGACAUGGAAAAGGAAAUCAGUAAUGCCCUGGGCCAUGGUCCACCAGAUGAGAUCUUAAGCAGCGCUUUCAAAUUGCGAAUUACUCGAGGAGAUAUCCAGACUUUAAAGAACUAUCAGUGGCUCAAUGAUGAGGUCAUUAAUUUUUACAUGAAUCUUUUAGUGGAAAGGAGUAAAAAGCAAGGCUAUCCAGCACUUCAUGCAUUCAGUACGUUCUUCUAUCCUAAAUUAAAGUCUGGGGGUUACCAAGCAGUGAAAAGAUGGACCAAAGGGGUAAAUCUCUUUGAACAAGAGCUUGUUCUGGUACCUAUUCAUCGGAAGGUGCAUUGGAGCCUUGUGGUGAUGGACCUAAGAAAAAAGUGUCUUAAAUAUCUGGAUUCUAUGGGACAGAAAGGCCACAGGAUCUGUGAGAUUCUUCUUCAGUAUUUGCAGGAUGAAAGUAAGACCAAAAGAAAUACAGAUCUCAGUCUCUUAGAGUGGACCCACUACAGCAUGAAGCCACAUGAGAUUCCUCAACAAUUGAAUGGGAGUGAUUGUGGAAUGUUUACUUGUAAAUACGCAGAUUAUAUUUCUAGGGACAAACCUAUCACAUUUACUCAGCACCAGAUGCCUCUCUUCCGGAAGAAGAUGGUGUGGGAAAUCCUCCAUCAGCAGUUGCUGUGACAAUGCCCUGCCCUGGGCCUUCUAGCUGUUGGUGGUUCUUUCAUGGAUGUUUCCAUAUACCUCAUGCAUUGUGGGUCAAAAAGUCCCCGUAUCAUUUCUAUUCUCACAGGUACUGAGCUAUCAAGAGUGCAUGAAGGCCUCUCCACAGUAGCUCUGACUCGAGGUGUGGAGGGGCUGCUUGCAACCCUGUUUGUAAGGCUGUGCCUGCUCAGAGUCCUGGACUGUUCACCCCAUAAAGAACAAAUGCUAAUUAAUGUUUUUUGUUUUCAAGAGUUAUUUCCAUAUGAAUGUGGGAAAUGCAGGACUUGUUCUAUGAAUUGUUGUUUCUGUAUAUUUGUCCGUGUGUACUCACUCACCGCUCAUUUGCAAACACUGGGCAGUGCCCUUCCUCACUGCUCCUUAUAAUUAAUGAUAAAUAAUUUGUUUGAACUAUUUAUUUCUGAAAAGAAUGUUAAUCAGACUUGCCACUCCCUGCUGCAGAGGGACGAAGCGGGUGUUCACUAGCUUCUCUGAUGCUGGAGUAGGAACUGCCGACAUGGUUAAAGUUCUCUUUUGAGACUUGAAGAUGCAGAAGAAAUGACGAUGCUGUUGUAGGGAUCUGCUGCCUUUUAGAGAAGCACAGUGCGUGGAGAUAUGGCCAAGGAACUCAGUCUGUGCAGCCUCAGAACAGCGUGUGCUCAUCUUAGAGACUUCCUUUUCUAGAACUGAAGUAGCUUGGCUUCCUCUUGAAACUGGAUUCAAAGUAACUGUGACCAUAAAUGUUUCAUCGUAGGUGUGGUUGAGUAUGAACCUCACAAUGGUAAAGGGCUGGCCUGAACUGUCUAUUUCAGAAGAUGCUCCUCAAUUUAUGCCUAUUUUUCCUUAGAGUUUUUUAAUAUAUAUAUAUAUAUAUAAAACUGAAAUUAAGUUCUCGGCUCAUUAGCAUGCCCUACUCCAGUCCCACUGAGCCUCCGGAGAGAGAUUUAGUACCUGGCUCUGAGGUUGCCCAUUUUACAGUCAUCUAUUUUGCAUAUGAAAGUUUGUAUUUAACUUUUUUGUUCAUUAAAAAUCUUACAGAUGUGGUUAUGCAUUUUUAAUUUCAGAAAGUUGGUCAGAGCAUAUUGCAAGACCUAGUGCCUAGUGUUGCUUUUAUGAUGUAAUAAAAGACUGUCUGGCAGAACCUAGAAUAUAUGCUGAUAAUUCCUCCUCUCUUCAACUUCCACCUUCCCAACUUGUUCUGGUACAGAAAGAAGAAAUAAACUUAGCCGGGCGGUGGUGGCACAUGCCUUUAAUCCCAACACUCAG